Messenger RNA from Fomitopsis serialis, 1311 nucleotides. RefSeq names its product cyclopropane-fatty-acyl-phospholipid synthase. The transcript has 10 exons. Bases 1 to 1311 code for a protein of 436 amino acids. Gene Ontology annotation, biological process: lipid biosynthetic process. NCBI's taxonomy places the organism in Eukaryota, Fungi, Basidiomycota, Agaricomycetes, Polyporales, Fomitopsidaceae. The record is from RefSeq and is a predicted model, not a curated record.
AUGUCUCUCUCGGCUGCCCCGGACUACUACUCAGCAAACAUCUCCCAGCGGAAACGUCCGCUCCUCCCUCCUCCCUCGAUGCUGUCGAGCCCUCGCCAAUGGCUAACCUACAUUGAUAUUCUGCAGGGCGCGGUCAAGGUGGGAUGUAUAGAGAUUGAAGAGGGCGGCAAGGUUGUCCCCUUCGGCCGGCCUAGCGAGGGACGCGACAAUGUUCGCAUCAGCGUGGUGGACGAGUACUUCUGGACUCGAGUCCUGCUAUCUGGGAACCUCGGCUUCAGUGAGGCGUUCAUGAUGGGGGAAGUCCGAGUGGACGAUUUACAGGCACUGUUCAUCGACAAUCUAUCCGGCCUCUCAAAUAUUUCCUGGCUAUACAACAAGACUAUCGCCGCCGUAUCCGGGGUGUGGAAUGCGUUCGCUGGCCAAACGCAUUCCCGGGCCCGUCUCAAUGUUGUUGCGAGCUAUGAUUUAUCCAACGACAUGUAUAAGGCAUUUUUGAGUAAGGAGAUGAUGUACUCCUGUGGGCUGUGGGGCGACGGGGAAGGCGGCGUCGGUGGAGACCUGGCGUCUGGCCCUACUGCCGGUGAUCUAGAGGCAGCUCAGCGCCGCAAGAUCCAACACGUCCUCCGUCAACUACGCCUUCAGCCAGGGCAUCGGCUGCUCGAGUUCGGCUGCUCGACAUAUGACUGCGAGGUGGACACGCUCACGCUGUCUAUCGAGCAGAAGACGCUCGCAGAAGAACGAAUCAGGGAGGCCGGCUUGGAGGCUCGCAUCCGCGUCCACCUGCUUGACUAUCGAGAUAUCCCGCGACACUUUGAGCACGCUUUUGAUGCGCUGGUAAGCAUUGAGAUGAUAGAACACGUCGGACCUAAGAUUGACGACCGGAAGUAUUACAACACUUACUUCCGCCUCGUUGACUUCGCUCUGAAGACGCGCAACGCAACCGCCGUUAUCAGCUCAAGCACUUUUCCUGAGCAUCGGUACAGCGAGUAUCAAGCUGAGGACUUCAUGCGGCGGUACAUCUGGCCCAACUCCGCUCUUCCGAGCGCGUCGGCCUUGAUUGAUGCGGCCAACAAGACCACUCAAGGCAGGCUGAAGCUGCACACCGUUGAGAACCACUCAGCGCACUAUCCUCGUACCCUCCGGACGUGGGGUCGCCGCUUCAAGAGCAAUGUGCAACAAGACGCUGUUGCGGAAACGCAUCCAUCGCUGCGCGAUCCGAUGGAGUUCGCGGUAUUCGCACGCAAGUGGGAGUAUCUGUUCGCGUAUGCUGGCGCAGGCUUUGUCAAAGGUAUAUCAGCUGCCACAUGUUGA